Brassica napus (rape) is the source of this 1899-nucleotide messenger RNA. Its product is annotated as release factor glutamine methyltransferase. The transcript is spliced from 4 exons. The coding region runs from base 21 to 1148 and encodes 375 amino acids. The record is from RefSeq and is a predicted model, not a curated record. Lineage: Eukaryota; Viridiplantae; Streptophyta; Magnoliopsida; Brassicales; Brassicaceae. Gene Ontology annotation, biological process: protein methylation. Gene Ontology annotation, molecular function: nucleic acid binding; protein methyltransferase activity.
GGAGAGGCAAAAACCUUGAGAUGAUAAGAAGCUUGCGGUUAACCUCUUUGCUCUCUGCCGCUAAACCUCUCCGCUCUUUUGCUUGUUCAUCUUCUCCGGCGAGAGAGACACCGCCAUGCGCGUCGUUUGCAGAGGCAAAAUCCACACCAUCCCCAAAUUCUCUUAGUAUAACUCCACCCAAAACUCCACUAUUCCUUAGAAAGCCGUCGCACGCAGCUCCUUUGUCGGAGGUUUGGAAAUGGCACGACUGGGCGAAAGAUCUCGCCUCCUCCGUAGAGGUUUCUUCUCCCAAGGCUGAAGAUAGCCUUGACUCUAUCCUCCUCCUCCGCGAGCUGAAAUGGCUAAUCGAAGACUCGAUCGAAGACAAUCAUCCGGUGAUUACCAGAACGGAAACAGAAGGAGAGAAGAAUGUGAAGCUGAGAGCGUCGUUGGAGGAGCUAUACGAUCUAUGGCGUCAGAGGAUCGAGAAGCGGCGGCCGUUUCAGUACGUGGUGGGAUGCGAGCACUGGAGAGACCUGGUGCUGUGCGUCGAGGAAGGUGUUCUUAUUCCGAGACCAGAGACGGAGGUGAUCGUCGAUAUGGUUGAGGAGGUGGUUACGAGAGACGAAUGGUUUAAGAGAGGGACUUGGGCCGAUCUCGGAACAGGAAGCGGCGCGAUUGCGAUCGGCGUUGCUAAAGUAUUAGGUAGCUGUGGGAGAGUUGUAGCUACAGAUCUCAGUCCCGUGGCGAUCGCUGUCGCCGGAAACAAUGUUAAAAGAUACGGCCUUGAGGGAGUGAUUGAAGUAAGAGAAGGGUCUUGGUUUGGGCCUUUGAAGGAUGUUGAAGGGAAGCUUGUGGGGCUUGUGAGUAAUCCACCGUACAUACCGAGUGAUGACAUUCCAGGUUUACAAGCUGAGGUUGGUAGACACGAACCGAGACUUGCGUUGGAUGGUGGUGUUGAUGGGACUGAUAGUCUUUUCCAUCUUUGUGAUGGGGCUUCUCGGAUGCUUACAAGCGGUGGCUUCUUCGCUUUCGAGACUAAUGGAGAGAAGCAAAGCAAGAUGAUCGUAGAUUACAUGACAAAUGAUCUCAAGAACAGUUUCUCUGAUGUGAAGAUAGUUUCUGAUUUUGCUGGAAUCGGUCGGUUCGUGACUGGCUUUCGUCUAUGAGAUUUAACUCUACUCGCUGUGGUGCCAUUUCCCUAUAAUAUUUGUGUACUAAUUUGAGCUACAAAAUGUAUGGAGUUGUGAAAUUAUUUUUUCCUCAAAAUCAUGAACUGAGUUCAACGGAAGAAUCUUCUUUGUUUGUCAAUAUCAAGGAGUAUAAAAAUAACAGCUUUUCAAAUUGAUAAAUCGUCUUAGUAUAAAAUCAUUGCCUCAUUGGUAAAUAAAUGACUUGUGAUUAUAAUUGUAAUACGAAUGUGGGCUUUAAUAAGGCCAUAGUAGUUUAGAUAAGCUUGUAGAGGUGGCCCAUUUAUGCUUUAUAUAGUUCAUCACUCAGCUUCCAGAAUUUAGGUUUUUUAGCAGAAUCGAUUUCACGUAAAGCUCCCGCCGCCUCCUUUUACAGAAUGGAUUCUCAGAUCAAGCACGCCGUGGUCGUGAAGGUUAUGGGGAGAACUGGUUCUCGUGGUCAGGUGACUCAGGUUAGAGUCAAGUUCACAGAUUCGGACCGUUUUAUCAUGAGGAAUGUUAAAGGACCGGUGAGGGAAGGAGACAUCCUAACUCUUCUCGAGUCCGAGAGAGAAGCCAGAAGACUCCGUUGAUUCAUAUGCCAUUCUCUAUGAAAGUGUUACCAUGAUCUACAGUUGCCCUCUUAUGUUUCUUAACCUUAUGGUUGUCUUUUUGUCUAAGAAAUACUCUGUUUUAAUUACUUGAAUUUUGUUGAGACAAUGUUUGAAUCGAGAAAUGAAUCUUUUUUCAU